GCUCUCUGGUCAACAAUGUGUGAGGAAGUGAAAAUCAAGAGUUCAGCUCAACUCAAUUUUCUGAUUUAAAGCAUUUUUCAGUAUGUCUGCAACACAUUGGUCAUUGGUCUAUUGCAAGUCUUAAGAUAAAUUAAACAGGAAACAGCAACACAACUGGUCAUGUCAGACAGCCUUCAAUCAGCCACUCUGAUUGUAGUUUUAGACAUCAAAUACCGGUUGGUACAAGUGCUUUUAUAAUUACUGAUAACUACAGCAGUAAAAGAUCAGGAUUACUGUAAAGAGAAGAAUGGAGAUGAGUAAGGAGAUUUAUAAAAAGGAAGAAGUUGAAUCAAAUAAUAGAGCUGAUUCCUGUGACAUUGAGCAUUCAUAUGAAGAUGUUAAUGUGAAUAAGAACAAUUUGCAGACCAAAAGGGCCAGAAGCUUCAAACAAUCUGAGAGCUCAGGAGGAGAGACUACAAGAAGCCAAUGUUACAGACUGACUGCAGUGUGUUUGCUGGUGCUGUGUGUUCUUCUGAUGACUGCAAUCACAAUUCUGUGGAUCAAAUUCAACACACUUGAUGCUGAAAACCACCAGUUACAAACCAGAUACAACACCCUGAAUAAAGAGAGAGAUCUGUAUCAGACCAGAAACAACACCCUGAAUAAAGAGAGAGAUCUGUUACAGACCAGAAACAACACCCUGAAUAAAGAGAGAGAUCUGUUACAGACCAGAAACAACACCCUGACUAAAGAGAGAGACCAGUUACAGACCAGUUACAACACCCUGACUAAAGAGAGAGACCAGUUACAGACCAGUUACACCACCCUGACUAAAGAGAGAGACCAGUUACAGACCAGUUACAACACCCUGACUAAAGAGAGAGACCAGUUACAGACCAGUUACAACACCCUGACUAAAGAGAGAGACCAGUUACAGACCAGUUACAACACCCUGACUAAAGAGAGAGACCAGUUACAGACCAGUUACAACACCCUGACUAAAGAGAGAGACCAGUUACAGACCAGUUACAACACCCUGACUAAAGAGAGAGACCAGUUACAGACCAGUUACAACACCCUGACUAAAGAGAGAGACCAGUUACAGACCAGUUACAACACCCUGACUAAUGAGAGAAAUAACUUACAGAGAGAUAAAAAUGAGCUCCAGAGGUUUUCUAAACUGGAAUGGAUAUAUUUCAGCACCAGUGUUUACUACAUCUCUAAUGUAGCUAAGAGCUGGCCUGAGAGCAGACAGGACUGCAGUGAGAGAGGAGCAGGCCUGGUGAUCAUAAACAACAGAGAGGAACAGGAGUUCCUCAGUAAAAUGCAGUGCAGCAGAAAAGCCUGGAUUGGUCUAAAUGACAGAGACUCUGAGGGAGUGUGGAAGUGGCCGGAUGAUACACCACUGACCACUGGGUACUGGGGAGAUGGUGAACCUAACGAUAAAGAUGAGCACUGUGUUAUCACAGGUGAAAUGUCUGAUUCUCUCUGGACCUGGGCUGAUUAUCCCUGUCAUCAUGAGUUUAUUUGGAUCUGUGAGAAGACAAUCUUUAACUAACGAAAAGCAUUCAACUGAAUUUACAUUAUUACAUUAUUGUGUCUGAAAAAUCCUCAGCAUCAUAAUUUUGCCUGUUUUUCUAGCAGCGACAUGGAAGCAUGAAUUAAAUGAAAUUCCCAAUUAAAUGAAACGAGGAAUUGAAAAGAAACAGUCUAUAAUUUGUCUUUAAUUAAGGAGGGGAACACUUCCCAAGCA
Tachysurus fulvidraco (yellow catfish) is the source of this 1732-nucleotide messenger RNA. Its product is annotated as C-type lectin domain family 4 member M-like. The transcript is spliced from 5 exons. Bases 287 to 1537 code for a protein of 416 amino acids. Gene Ontology annotation, molecular function: signaling receptor activity. The record is from RefSeq and is a predicted model, not a curated record. NCBI's taxonomy places the organism in Eukaryota, Metazoa, Chordata, Actinopteri, Siluriformes, Bagridae.